CUGAUACGCUAUUCUGUUCUUACAAACAUACAUCAACAGAUUUUCUUCCACUGCACAGCGAUUGCUUUCUUUCUUCUUCUCUACCCUGAAUUUGCUUUCAAUUCCUCUGCUUUUGCUACCCUUUUUUUCUUGUUUGUUUCCUGAGAAAGACAGGGAAAGUAAAGGGUGUUGUUGUUUCUAGUAAAAAUGCAGAGCUUUGAAAACCCAGAUCAGUUCUAUGUCCAUUCUUCUUCUUCUUCCGUUGUUCUCUGGGGAGAUGACAACGGACGAUUCCACACGCGUUUUCUUCCGGAUAUGGAGCUUCAACAAUCCGCUGUUGCUGUUGCUGCUUUUCAUCAAGAUGAUGCUGUUGAUUUAAGCCCAAGCUCUGUUUUCGGUUUAAAAUCGACCCACAAUACAGCUUUUCCAAUCCACCUACCGUACGGGAGCACGGAUGUGGGUUCAAUAGGAGGAACAGGGUAUUUAGACACGGGACAGCAAUCGAUGCGGUUGAACAAGCUGGCUCCGCCGCAGACGAUGGCGGCUGGGAGCUUUGAGAACUGGGGCGAGUCAGCCAUGGCAGAUACUAGCCAACAGACUGACACUUCCACAGACAUCGACACCGAUGAAAGAAACCAGCUUCAGGUAGUUGCACAUGGAACUCUCAUGGCGGACUCCAUGGGUCAAUCCAGAGCUAAAUCUGUAGAUCAGAAGACGCUUCGUAGGCUUGCUCAGAAUCGAGAAGCAGCCCGGAAGAGUCGAUUGAGGAAGAAAGCAUAUGUCCAGCAGCUGGAAAGUAGUCGACAGAGGCUUGCGCAGCUAGAGCAGGAGCUUCAUCGAGCACGCCAACAGGGCAUGUUUGUGGCUUCUGGGGCUGGAGACCAUUGUUUAUCAAUGACAGGAAAUGGUGCCUUGGCGUUCGAUCUCGAUUAUGCACGAUGGCUUGAUGAGCAUCAACGGCUGGUCAAUGAUCUAAGAGCAUCUGCAAAUUCUCAAUUGGGAGAUGAGGAAUUGAGAUUUCUUGUUGAUGGGGUGAUGGCACAUUAUGAUGAACUCUUCAGGCUGAAGAGCAUAGGCGCCAAGGCCGACGUUUUUCACAUUCUUUCAGGCAUGUGGAAGACUCCUGCUGAGAGGUGUUUCAUGUGGCUGGGAGGAUUCCGUUCAUCCGAGCUUCUAAAGAUAGUUGGGAGCCAUUUGGAGCCUCUAACAGAACAGCAGCUGAUGGGUAUAUGCAAUUUGCAGCAAUCAUCCCAACAAGCUGAAGAUGCGUUGUCACAAGGGAUAGAAGCUUUGCAACAAUCUCUUGUAGAAACUGUUUCCACUGCUUCUAUAGGUCCAGCCAGUUCAGGGAAUGUUGCUGAUUACAUGGGUCAAAUGGCGAUCGCAAUGAGCAAGCUAACGACCCUCGAGAACUUUCUACAUCAGGCUGAUCUGUUGAGGCAGCAAACGCUCCAACAGAUGCAUCGGAUAUUAACCACUCGUCAAGCUGCACGAGCGCUUCUUGUCAUCAGUGAUUACAUUUCACGUCUUCGAGCUCUCAGUUCUCUAUGGUUAGCACGACCAAGAGAGUGAUAUCUAGCUUAGCCAUAUCGACACCAGACCAAGGGCACUGUCAGAGGGCAAUCUACAGCAAGAACAUGGCUUCUUGGAACCGAACCAUGAAACUUUGAGAACUGUUCUAACAAUCUUAUUGUGUUUUAUCAGUAUUAAGGGGUUAUGGGUUGCAAGUUGAAACCUUUUUUUGACCCACUUGGUUUCCACUUUGUUUUGUUACCAAACAAGUGUCCUGUUUUUUGUUUUCUUUUCCAGGAUGCUUAAUUUGGUACGGUUUGAUACAGAUUAGAUUAAUGUACUCAUAUCUAUAUUAAUUAUUAAAA
This is a messenger RNA of Cucurbita maxima (winter squash), 1856 nucleotides long. RefSeq names its product transcription factor HBP-1b(c38)-like. NCBI's taxonomy places the organism in Eukaryota, Viridiplantae, Streptophyta, Magnoliopsida, Cucurbitales, Cucurbitaceae. Bases 187 to 1551 code for a protein of 454 amino acids. The record is from RefSeq and is a predicted model, not a curated record. The transcript is spliced from 11 exons. Gene Ontology annotation, molecular function: sequence-specific DNA binding; DNA-binding transcription factor activity. Gene Ontology annotation, biological process: regulation of DNA-templated transcription; DNA-templated transcription.